Molecule: messenger RNA, 534 nt
Organism: Paramecium octaurelia
Lineage: Eukaryota; Ciliophora; Oligohymenophorea; Peniculida; Parameciidae
Source: the annotation of a GenBank genome assembly
AUGAAAUUAAGUGUACCUUUAUCCCAUUCUCCUUCUAACUUCUCCAAACAACUUAUUCAAUAGCAAAAAUAAUUGUGCUUGUUCAAAGUUCGCAAGUAACUAUAACAUUUGAAUGAUCCAUUUGACUCUACCGAAAUAUCUCGUGCUCUCAGAAAUCUAGAAACUUAGUAAUAAAGAAAACAACUCUUAGAUUCAAUAAUCAAAAUGAGGGAAACAAAAAGAACACAAGAAGAACAGUUAAAAUAGGAAUAGUUACAAAGAUUAUGGGUUAAGGCCAAUUAAACUAAUAGCAAAAAGUUAAAUACAAAUUAUGUCUAUCAUCGAGAUCUAGACGAUUUUGAGUCAAUCAAAUAAUCCAGAUAUCGUUUUGAAUCUGAGAGGAUUGAAAAUUUCUAUUUAAGGAACGAAGGCAAACAUCAUAAUUUCCAUCGAGUUAGUAGUUUGGCCUGUUUGACGACUGAUUUGGAGAAAAAGAAGAUAUUGAUCCCAUUGAUAACACGGAAAGAUAGAAAGAAUUUCACGAUAGUCAAUUGA